GACAAAGAUAACGGGUUACCCCCAAAAAAUCUCACGUCACACCACAGCGACUCAGUAAGCAAAAUGGCGUCCUACUGUAUGACUGUCACUCGGCUACGGCUUGUCCUUGGAACAGGGGCAAGGCGACUCCAUGUUUCCGCCGCCUUCAACGCAAAGGCCAAGGUGGCCAUGAGCCGCUUUGAGCCUGGCUCCAGCAUCAACUAUGAGAAAUUGCGUGAGAACAUCAACAUUGUCCGCAAGAGGCUCAACCGCCCCCUUACCCUGUCUGAGAAGAUUGUGUACGGCCACCUGGAUAACCCAGAGGCGCAGGACAUUGCCAGGGGCAGAACCUACCUGCGUCUGCGUCCAGACCGCGUGGCCAUGCAGGAUGCCACAGCUCAGAUGGCCAUGCUGCAGUUCAUCAGCAGCGGCCUGCCCAGGGUGGCCGUGCCCUCCACCAUCCACUGUGACCACCUGAUCGAAGCUCAGAUUGGUGGUGUUGAAGACCUGCAGAGGGCGAAGGACGUGAAUCAGGAAGUGUACAACUUCCUGGCAUCUGCUGGAGCCAAGUAUGGAGUCGGCUUCUGGAAGCCUGGCUCUGGAAUCAUCCACCAGAUCAUCCUGGAAAACUAUGCCUACCCUGGAGUCAUGCUGAUUGGCACAGACUCCCACACGCCCAAUGGGGGGGGGCUGGGGUCCAUCUGCAUCGGAGUGGGGGGAGCCGACGCCGUGGACGUCAUGGCUGACAUACCCUGGGAGCUCAAGUGUCCCAAUGUGAUAGGCGUGAAGCUGACAGGCAGCCUGUCUGGCUGGACCUCCCCGAAGGAUGUGAUCCUGAAGGUGGCUGGCAUCCUGACGGUUAAGGGUGGCACCGGAGCCAUCGUGGAGUACCACGGACCUGGGGUGGACUCCAUCUCCUGCACAGGCAUGGCCACUAUCUGCAACAUGGGGGCUGAGAUUGGAGCCACCACCUCUGUGUUUCCCUAUAACCACCGUAUGAAGACCUACCUGGAGAAGACCGGCCGUGGAGAUAUCGCUGCCCUGGCUGAUGAGUACCAUGAAGACCUGGUCCCUGACAAGGGUUGUGAGUACGACCAGGUCAUCGAGAUCAACCUGAGCGAGCUGAAGCCGCUCAUCAACGGGCCCUUCACCCCUGACCUAGCCCACCUUGUGUCCGAGAUCGGGGCUGUGGCUAAGAAGAACAGCUGGCCCCUGGAAGUCAAAGUGGGUCUGAUUGGCAGCUGCACCAACUCCAGCUACGAGGACAUGGGCCGGGCCGCCUCCCUGGCCAAGCAGGCCCUGGACAAGGGCCUGAAAUGCAAGGCUGCCUUCACCAUCACCCCCGGGUCAGAGCAGAUCCGGGCCACUAUUGAGAGGGAUGGCUAUGCCAAGAUCCUGAGUGAUGUUGGAGGAGUGGUUCUGGCCAACGCCUGUGGGCCUUGCAUCGGCCAGUGGGACAGGAAGGACGUGAAGAAGGGAGAGAAGAACACCAUCGUCACAUCCUACAACAGGAACUUCUCCGCCAGGAACGACGCCAACCCCGCCACGCACGCUUUCGUCACCUCCCCUGAGAUUGUGACGGCCAUGGCCAUCGCCGGCACCCUGAACUUCAACCCUGAGAAGGACUACCUCACCGACGCCAACGGCCAGAAGUUUAAGCUGGAGCCUCCUACCGGGGAUGAGCUUCCUGCCCGCGACUUCGACCCGGGCCAGGACACGUACCAGCACCCGCCGGCCGAGGGACACUCCGUCCAGGUGGACGUCAGCCCCCAGAGCAACCGCCUGCAGCUGCUGGAGCCCUUUGACAAGUGGCACGGAAAGGACCUGCAGAACCUGCGCGUCCUCAUCAAGGUGAAGGGCAAGUGCACCACCGACCACAUCAGCGCCGCCGGCCCCUGGCUCAAGUUCCGCGGUCACCUUGACAACAUCUCCAACAACCUUCUGAUUGGAGCGGUCAACACCGAGAACAACGCCGUGAACAAGAUCAGAAACCUGCUGACCGGGGAGCACGGAGGCGUGCCUGAUGUGGCCCGCCACUACAAGGCCAACGGCGUUCAGUGGGUGGUGGUGGGAGAUGAGAACUACGGCGAGGGGUCCAGCAGAGAGCACGCCGCCCUGGAGCCCAGACACCUUGGGGGCCGCGCCAUCAUCGUCAAGAGCUUCGCCAGGAUCCACGAGACCAACCUGAAAAAGCAGGGUCUACUGCCCUUGACCUUUGCCGACCCUUCAGACUACGACAAGGUCCGUCCAGACGACAAGAUCUCCAUUACUGGACUCAAGUCCUUUGCCCCAGGCAAGCCCUUGACUGCUGUGAUCACGCACAUUGAUGGGAGCCAGGAUAGCAUCACGCUGAACCACACCUUCAACGAGACGCAGAUCGAGUGGUUCCAGGCAGGCAGUGCCCUCAACCGGAUGAAGGAGCUGCAGCGUUGAGGCCCAGAGGCGGGGCUUGUCAGGCCUGAGGGGCAGGGCAGCUCAAGGGAGGCGGGGCCAGGAGAUAGUGAGAAGGAUGGGCUUCAUAGAGACCGAGUGAGAUUGGGGAGGAAAGGGAGUGAGAGAGAGAGUGAGGAAGGGAAGGCGUUCUGGCAUGGUAGACUUACCUUGUGAGCAUAGGGUCACCUGUAGACAAGUACCAUCAGACUGCUACACAUUGAAACUACACACACGCAUGGAUACACACUUGCACACAUACAAGCACACAACCCCUGUCGCUGUACAAAUGAAAUGCGCACACACACGCCACACAUACAUGAUUACUUUGAAUGAACUCCCCCCACAGACACACACCACAUGCGUCUUUGUUUGAGCAUAACAUAGUGUGUUACUGUUCUAGGCAGCACUGCUCAUAUUGGCAGUGCUACAAUCAUGUGGGGCAAUCCCAUUUGUCAAGCUUCCUGCAAUUGACUCAUCCAGUCGUAUUUAGUGUACUCCUACCUGCCAUGCACACACACAGAAAAGAAUCCAUCUUAAGAUGUUUACUGUUUAACUCCCGUGCACAAUCCCCAAUACAUAGUAGUUACAGAGUUGUAUCAUUGUGUUCCUUCCAUCCAACACAGACGACGUAUAAGCUCUUUAAUUGGGUUGUACCUUCAACUGUAAUUGAAUCUACCCCCAGUGUCCUGAGUUUUCUAUCACAUCUAAUAUUUAUACCCUGAGAGAAGUUGGCUGUGUGAGUAGCUGACAGCUUAUCGGUCUUGACUUGAAAGAAUGCGUUUUACUCACUGGUGGGGAUUAUAAGGCGGGUUUCUCUUCUGUAUCAGAAUGCUGGACUAUACCAGGCUGUAAGGAGCACUCAGGGGAAUAGGAAGGAGUUGUCUGAGGAAUAGUAGUUGGGUGCAGUCCUAUUUUGUAGGGAUAUUUUUUCAGCUGACCUCUUGUCUUAAAUGAGUUUUUAACAGAAUUCUCUGCCCUGUGGUAGCAGUGUGACGGCUGUAGGCCUCAAUCACCAUAAGCAUCCCUACACCAGUAUUGCUGCUCUGUGCAUGUUGAUUGUAAAUUUACAUACUUUGUUUUUUUUUGUUUUUUUUUUGAAAGAAGUGUUCCACAUCAUGUACGAAGAAAGCUAACGGUACUUCUUGAGCUGGGGCCCCUCUUGUCUGUGUGAGUCUAGAUAGGUAGGAGUUGACAACUGAAUUCAUGCAGCUGCUGUGAUUGUUGCCGUCCAUAUGUGUUGGUCCAUGUAUGGUGGUGUUUGCAUGCCUAACCCUGAUCGACAGAUGUUAUUCCGUUCAUGUUCCAGUCUCCGUCUAUCCACUUGUGCUGCCUCUUUCUCUCCGUUCUAACACAACGACUCCAGGCCCUCUUCCUUCAAAGUCCUAACCUGAGACACACAGGAGCUGCGGGAACUUCAGCAGUGCUAGUGUUGAUGUCGGCAGGAUAUAAACUAGAGGUGGUAUUUUGAGUGGAGUUAUCUCAAGUUAGGACUUGGACUGGGGAGCUUGGGGGGAAGGUCGUCUUCUACUUCGUCGUUUAUGAAAACUAAACGCACAAUCUAGUGUUCAGAUGCCUGUUCACUAGCGCUAUGUAGUAUUCGAAAGGCUUUCUUCACUUAUUAUGUGCUCUUUUAGUCAGCAAUCGCUGCACUCCUUAGAAUCCAACCCCAGUGUCUGUGGGUUCACAGCACUGAGGCAUUCUAAUUCAAUUCAAUAUGAAAAAUACUGAUGUAACUGUUGAGUCAUGUUCUAUUGUGUCAUUGUUUUAAUCCUGGUCCUGAUGUUUGGUGUAGAAUCUUGCCAUAUUGUAUGUAGAGUUUGCCUAGACUGAUGAAAGUUAAGCGUUUUCUAUAAUGAAUGCUUGAGAAUGUUGCAGUGUGAUAAGAGUGACACUUGUUUUGAGUCGUCUUGGGAGCAUUGUCCAUCUCCUUUUCCUAUGAUUGUUUCUGCAUCAAUACAUGCUAUCAUUGAAUUGCAUCAAUUAGAGAGGCAAGUUCUGAUGCCAAAAGGCACACAAUAUACUUUUAUCUCAAUAUUCCAAGAUCCCCAUGGAGGAACUAAAGUUAAAUGGCCAGUGCUCCCAUGACUGAUUUAUGUGUAUAUAAAGGCACUCUUUGGGCCUCAGGUGAAUCAUAUACCUAUAUGACAUAGCAGCAUAUUGCAUAAAAGAGUGUACAUAUACAAUAUCUAUAUAUAUAUAUAUAUAUAUAUAUAUUUACACAGAGAGGAAAUAAGCAUGAUGUGUCGCAGUUUAAUUUAGAGCUUUCUGCUCUGUGUGAUGCACUGUAGCCUAAUUUCAGAAUACAAUGUUCCAAUAGUCUUCAUAUAACAAAUAUCCCCAAUCUCAUAGUUUCACAAACCAUUCAACCAUUUGACAGUUAAAUCAAAUGAAAGAUAAAGUGUGCAAAAAUAAUGUGAAUUGGAUUGUACUGCAGGUCUUGGACUGGAAGUUCAGUAGUGUACUUUAUGCUGUUUUCCCAAGGGAUGUGACAAGUAAGGUUUUCCCAUUGAAUUAUAUUUUUACAUGAUUUAAUGAGCAGUGAAGAUGAAUGAUGCCCUGAUUUACAGAAGUAGUCUGAAGAGGUUUUACUGAGAGCACAAUAACUACUACUACUAAGAUUCAAUUCUGUUUAAUCAUUUCCUCAACUUCAGAAAAUGUGAUGAAUUGCUGGUCAUUUGCUUCUCUGGUCUGUCUAUUGCAGUAAUCGCCAAAGAUGCCUCCAUCUAUUUAAUCAAUCUAAUGACCAAAUAAAAAUAAAUCCCUGUUCAUACCAGCUGUUGUGUUACAAAAUAAAUACAUUGGUUUAUCCUUUA
Messenger RNA from Osmerus eperlanus (European smelt), 5225 nucleotides. RefSeq names its product aconitate hydratase, mitochondrial-like. Bases 64 to 2412 code for a protein of 782 amino acids. NCBI's taxonomy places the organism in Eukaryota, Metazoa, Chordata, Actinopteri, Osmeriformes, Osmeridae. Gene Ontology annotation, molecular function: 4 iron, 4 sulfur cluster binding; aconitate hydratase activity. Gene Ontology annotation, biological process: tricarboxylic acid cycle. The record is from RefSeq and is a predicted model, not a curated record. Gene Ontology annotation, cellular component: cytosol; mitochondrion. The transcript has 17 exons.